AUAUUCAUUGGUUUUCUUUGUCUGUUAAUGAAUUUGAGAGAGUGGAAGGCAGAGACGUCGCUAUCAAAAUCAACAGUUAGUAGAGCUUUUUCCAAGCAAAGCAAAGCCCAUGGUCACUGUCAAAACGUCGCCGCCUAGAACUCUCUCUCUCUCUCUCUUCGUUCAUUUUUCAUUCCCAUAAUACACAUAUUCAAACGCAAACUCCUCUCCAACAAGAAGCAACCCAGAAGAAAACAAUGGCUGCCGGUGGUGGAAAUGGUGGAAAAUCCGAUGAUUUCCAGCCUUUUCCGGUUAAAGAUCAGCUCCCUGGUGUUGAUUUCUGCGUCUGCACCUCUCCUUCUUGGCCUGAAUCAAUACUUCAUGGCUUUCAGCAUUACUUGGUAAUGCUUGGGACUACUGUUAUUGUAUCAUCUACAAUUGUCCCUUUAAUGGGCGGUGGCAAUAAGGAGAAAGCUGAGGUUAUAAACACUCUUCUCUUUGUUUCUGGGUUAAACACAUUGUUACAAACAUUCUUUGGAACCCGGUUGCCAGUGGUUAUUGGGGGCUCUUAUGUUUUCAUUAUCCCCACCGUUUCUAUUGCUUUAUCAUCAAGAUACAGCUUCCUCACUGAUCCCAACGAGAGGUUUAAAGAAUCCAUGAGAGAUGUACAAGGAGCACUCAUCGUUGCAUCAUUCUUUACCAUGACUAUUGGUUUCUUUGGUUUCUGGAGAGUUUUCGCAAGAUUUUUCAGCCCACUUGCAGCUGUUCCUCUUGUGAUUCUCACUGGACUUGGUCUCUAUUCGCAUGGUUUCCCUCAAUUGGCUAGAUGCAUUGAAGUUGGACUCCCAGCAUUGAUAGCAGUGAUUUUCUUUUCGCAGUAUAUUCCCCAUUUAAUCAAAUCCAACAGAGCGAUAUUCGAUCGUUUUGCUAUCCUUUUCUCCAUUGUGGUUAUUUGGGUGUAUGCAGAAAUUUUGACAGCAGCUGGUGCUUAUGAUAAUAGUGUUUCGAAAGCUCAGUUCAGCUGUCGUACUGACCGUUCCGGCCUCACCAGUGCUGCAUCUUGGAUAAGGGUUCCAUAUCCAUUGCAAUGGGGAAGACCAAGUUUCCACGCUGGUGAUGCUGUUUCAGUCAUAGCUGCCUCUUUUGCUGCUAUCAUUGAGUCUACUGGUACAUUUAUUGCAGCAUCGAGAUAUGCAAGUGCCACUCCUAUCCCGCCUUCCGUACAUAGCCGCGGUGUCGGUUGGCUGGGAGUAGCCAUUUUGCUGAAUGGUUUAUUUGGUACAGGAACUGGCUCCACUGCUUCAGUUGAAAAUGCAGGUCUUUUGGGAUUAACAAGAGUUGGAAGCCGGAGAGUUGUUCAAAUAUCAGCAUUGUUCAUGCUUUUCCUUUCUGUAUUCGGAAAAUUUGGUGCUAUUUUGGCUUCAAUACCAUUACCAAUUGUUGCUGCUCUGUACUGUGUCCUCUUUGCCUAUGUUGCUUCAGCUGGUCUCGGUCUCCUUCAGUUUUGCAACCUAAACAGCUUCAGAACCAAGUUUAUACUGGGAUUUUCUCUCUUCAUAGGCCUUUCAAUAUCUCAAUAUUUCAAUGAGUAUCUACUAGUUUCUGGUCAUGGUCCAGUUCAUACUCAAUCUACAUGGUUCAACAAUGUCAUGCAAACAAUAUUUUCAUCACCGGCAACUGUGGCAAUCAUGGUGGCUUUCUUCUUGGAUUGCACCCAUAGUUACUGGCACGACUCGGUCAGGCUAGAUAAUGGCAGCCAUUGGUGGGAAAAGUUCAGGAGCUUCAAUGCAGAUACCAGGACUGAAAACUUCUACUCCUUGCCUGCUAAUCUUAAUAGGUUCUUCCCUUCUUUCUAGAACUCCAUUUCUUUCAUGGACGAAGAACAUAAACAUCAGUGAUAAAAACAGUGACCAAUUCUGCAAUUCUUAACAUCUUAAUUAGUAUAGUGUUUGAGAUUUGGGACAACAAUUGGCUAAGCUUUAUGGUUAAAAUCUAUAAUUGAGAAACAUCAAGUAUCCAAUUGUAGUUAAGCUUGGUUGGUGCUUUUUGAGUGGAAUUACAUGCAUGAAUUGAAGUUUUGUGGA
Molecule: messenger RNA, 2063 nt
Organism: Gossypium raimondii (Peruvian cotton)
Lineage: Eukaryota; Viridiplantae; Streptophyta; Magnoliopsida; Malvales; Malvaceae
Product: nucleobase-ascorbate transporter 4
Exons: 14
Coding region: 237-1835 (532 amino acids)
Biological process (GO): transmembrane transport
Cellular component (GO): membrane
Molecular function (GO): transmembrane transporter activity
Source: RefSeq, a predicted model, not a curated record